Melanaphis sacchari is the source of this 2029-nucleotide messenger RNA. Its product is annotated as venom serine carboxypeptidase-like. The coding region runs from base 288 to 1700 and encodes 470 amino acids. The transcript has 2 exons. The record is from RefSeq and is a predicted model, not a curated record. Lineage: Eukaryota; Metazoa; Arthropoda; Insecta; Hemiptera; Aphididae. Gene Ontology annotation, biological process: proteolysis. Gene Ontology annotation, molecular function: serine-type carboxypeptidase activity.
AAAUACACAACAAUAAUUGACCGUUGAUCAGUUCAAAUGCAGUAUUAAACCGCGGUCGCGUUUUUAAAGGUUUGCUCAGUCGGCUGUAAAAUUCCGACGUGAUCGAACGUCGUUCCCGCAGCGGCGAUAAUAAUAUAAUAGAUCGCGUCGUUUGCCGAGUCGAGUUCAGAUCGCAUAUUUUUACUAUUAUACUCGUAUAAUAUACUAUCACACACUAUCGUGUGUACAGCUUUUGUUCGCUGUAACGAAACGCGUUCCUAGUACAUAUUAUACGCAGUCUGACGACGAUGCGUUUUGUGGCGGCGAUGUUACCGUCAUCGCUGUUGGCCGCGUUCCUCUGCUCGUUGGUUUCCUGCAGCCGGUCGGCCGCAGCAGUGGCGUCCGACCGCGGCAGUAGCAACGGGGCCCUGUACCUGACGCCCCUGAUACAGGCGGGCCGGAUCGACGAGGCACGAGCCGCGUCCAAGGUGAAACCCCUGAAGGCGGCCAUCGAGAGCUACUCCGGUUACCUGACCGUGGACGAGGCGCACGGUUCCAACAUGUUCUUCUGGUUCUUCCCGGCCAUGAACGGCGCCCAAAACGCGCCCGUCAUGCUGUGGCUGCAAGGCGGCCCGGGCGCGUCCAGCUUGUACGCCGUGUUCGACGAACACGGCCCGUUCUCGGUGGCCAAGACCCACGGGCUCAAGCUGCGCAACCACACGUGGGUGGCCACCCACUCGAUGCUGUACCUGGACAACCCGGUGGGCACGGGGUACAGCUUCACCGGCGACGAAGAUGGUUACAGCGCCAACCAGACGUCCGUCGGUCUCAACGCGUACGACGCCCUGGUGCAGUUCUUCACGCUGUUCCACGAGUACCAGCAAAACGAUUUCUACGUGACCGGCGAGUCGUACGCGGGUAAGUACGUGCCAGCUGUGUCGUACGCCAUCCACCUGAAUAACCCCGGGGCAAAAGUCAAGAUUAACCUCAAAGGACUGGCUAUCGGCAACGGUUUGGUCGACCCCAUCAACCAGUUGAUAUACAGUGAAUACCUGUACCAGCACGGGUUCAUCGACGAGUACGGAAAGCAAGAGAUGGAUAAACUGGAAAACCUAGCCCGCGCCCAAAUCCUUAGCCAUGACUUCCAAGGCGCUUUCAAGACGUUCGACAUGCUGUUAAACGGCGACAUCUAUCCGUACCCGUCGCUGUUCAAGAACUUAACCGGCAUGCAGUACUACUUCAACAUGUUGUGGGACCGGGACCCGGAGCCGUACGGUGACUGGGAGAAGUACGUGCAAGAGCCGUUCAUGCGGGAAGCGCUGCACGUGGGCCAACAGCCUUUCAACAACGGUACAGCGGUCGAACACCACCUUUCGGAGGACGUAAUGCAGUCGGUGGCCCCGUGGCUCGCCGCCCUACUGGACGCCGGCCAGUACCGCGUGCUGUUGUACUCAGGACAGCUGGACAUCAUCGUGCCGUAUCGCGGCACGAUGAACAUGGUCAAGUCGCUGAAGUGGUCGGGCUCGGAUCGGUUACAGAACGCGACGCGGACCAUUUGGCGAGUGGGCCACGAAAACGCGACGUUCGUGGCCGGAUACGCAACCACGGUCGAUCCGCUGACCGUGUUGCUGGUCAGGGACGCCGGUCACAUGGUGCCGGGGGACCAGCCGAUCUGGGGCCUGGACAUGAUCAACCGGUUCACGGCCGGCAAACCGUUUUAAUACCGGACCACAGGUCUGAUGGAGUUUCGUGACAACAUCGCAAUAUAUGUAUAAUUAUUUCAUGUUGCCGUGCGAUGAUUACUGGUUACACGUUUGAUAUUUUAAUCGUCGAAGCGAAUUAUUAUGAUAUCACAAUUUGAAAUAGGCAUCAUAGCUAUUAGCUACAACCGAUGAAAAAUAAAUAUAUCAUAAUCAUUUAUAGCCGUUGAUGUCGGAUAUCGAUUGAUUAUUAUAAUACAUAAUUAACGUGUUUGUAUCCGAUCUACAUAUUUAUCGAUAAUAAUAAUAAUAAUAAUAAAUAUUUAAUAAAACUUAUAAAACUAUGUUUA